This is a messenger RNA of Lactuca sativa (garden lettuce), 2969 nucleotides long. Its product is annotated as transcription regulator NOT2/NOT3/NOT5 family protein. Lineage: Eukaryota; Viridiplantae; Streptophyta; Magnoliopsida; Asterales; Asteraceae. Gene Ontology annotation, cellular component: CCR4-NOT core complex; nucleus. Gene Ontology annotation, biological process: regulation of DNA-templated transcription. The record is from RefSeq and is a predicted model, not a curated record.
AAGCGGAUUUCCCCUUUUCAUCGUCUUCACUCAGAGACACCAAAACUCCACACAAAACCAUACCCGAUCGGAACCCUAGAAUUGCAAAAAUUAAUCAGACUCGUCAUCGUAUUCGUUCGCCGGCGAAGGUUUUGGAUGCUUAGGUUUCACAAUUCAAUUACCACUCCAGAUUUAAUAGAUUUAGUAAUUUAUCAAUGGGAGCCAGUAGAAAGCUUCAAGGUGAGAUCGAUCGAGUCCUAAAAAAAGUUCAAGAAGGUGUUGAUGUUUUCGACAGCAUAUGGAACAAGGUAUACGAUACUGACAAUGCUAAUCAGAAGGAGAAGUUUGAGGCCGACUUGAAGAAGGAGAUUAAGAAACUUCAGAGGUACAGAGACCAGAUUAAGACAUGGAUACAGUCCAGCGAGAUCAAGGAUAAGAAGGUUAGUGCCUCUUAUGAGCAGGCUCUGAUGGAUGCCCGCAAGCUUAUUGAACGAGAAAUGGAACGGUUUAAGAUUUGUGAAAAGGAGACAAAGACAAAAGCUUUCUCCAAAGAAGGCCUAGGACAACAGCCUAAAACGGAUCCAAAGGAGAAAGCCAAGUCAGAGACUAGAGAUUGGUUGAACAAUACGGUGUCUGAGCUGGAAUCUCAAAUCGAUAGCUUUGAAGCUGAGAUGGAGGGGCUAUCUGUUAAGAAAGGAAAAGCAAGACCUCCAAGACUGACACAUUUAGAGUCAUCAAUUGUUCGACACAAGGCUCAUAUAAUGAAGCUAGAGUUGAUAUUACGGUUGUUGGAUAAUGAUGAAUUGAGCCCUGAACAAGUCAAUGAUGUUAAGGACUUCAUUGAUGACUAUGUGGAACGAAAUCAGGAGGAUUUUGAUGAGUUUGAGGAUGUUGAUAUGUUAUACAACACCUUAUCACUAGACAAAGUAGAAGCACUUGAAGAUCUUGUUAUCAUUGGUCCACCUGGCCUCGUUAAGGGUGUUGGUGCUAGUGUUGCUGUUUUAAGUACGAAAAAUGCUUUGUCUUCACCUCCAGUUCAGUCACCGGGAGCUUCAGUACAGGAACAAACUGAGGAGACAUUAUCUCAGGAGAAUAUAUCAGAGCAUGGGCCACGGACCCCACCACCAAAAGCCAUUGCCAUCUCAUCAUCUCCUCCAACACCAUCCGGGACCCACGCAACCACCCCUAUUACUGUCCCCACCCCAUCUCAUAAUCUCACCGCCUCUUCAGUCCCUCCAAGUCCAAGUCCGGUGAGGGGCGUUUUAGACAAUUCAGUCUCCACCAUCCCUUCCUCACCUAUAAACAAGGAAGAAGAAGUCGGUGGAUUCCCUGUUCGUAAAUCAUCUCCUGCUCUUAGUGAAUCCGGAUUAAGGAAUCUCGGGAGGGGGAGUUUGACCAGUUUGACCAGUUUGACAAGUCAGUCUUCAGUUACUCUCCCUAUCAACCCUACGAAUAGUAACAUUAUUUCUACCAAUAAUGCCCUUGGUGUUUCUCAAGCUUCGGAACUGGCUAAGCGACCUAUGUUAGGGACAGAUGAGAGAAUGGUUCAGCAGCAUCCUCCUGUUUCAUCUUUGAGUAGCAGAAUCAUGUUGCCACAAAGUGGUGUGAAAACUAGUGAUGGUGAUAAUGGAAAUGGCGGUGAAGGUGGUGGCAUGGGCACAAGAGUCUUUUCACCCUCUGGUGUUCCUGGCAUCCAGUGGAGACCUGGUAGUUCCUUCCAAACUCAACAUGAAGGGGGACAAUUCCGUGGAAGAACUGAAAUAGCACCAGAUCAAAGGGAGAAAUUUCUGCAGAGAUUCCAACAAGUACAACAACAAGGAAGCAGCACCCUUCUUGGAAUGCCUCCUAUUUCUGGAGGAACUCAUAAGCAAUUUUCAACACAGCAAAACCCUCUUCUACAACAGUUUAAUUCUCAAAGCUCAAGUGGAUUGGGUGGGGCACCGCCAGCAAGUCCCAACACUGCCACGUCAGCACAACAACAAAAUCUAAUCCAUUUACAGUCAAGUCAACAAAUGUCAACCGUUUCUAAAGAUAGCGAAAUUAACAAUUCAAAAGUUGAGGAAAUGGAACAACAGCAACAACAACAAAGCGUUACAUCUGAUGACUCAGCACCUGAUCCUGCACAAUCUCCUGUCCUCAACAAGAACACUUCCAAUGAAGAAGAUCCAAAGGUCUCAUAUGCAUUAGACAUGCAGGGAUCUGGGACUAUGACAGAAGCAGCACAAAGCACACGCGAUGUUGACCUGUCACCUGGUCAACCAUUACAAUCGAACCAAUCGGUUAGCCUGGGUGUGAUUGGUAGAAGAAGCCUGUCUGACCUGGGUGCAAUUGGAGACAACCUUAGUGGGUUAGCCGUGUCCUUAGGUGGGACCCACGACCAACAAUACAACCUCCAAAUGCUCGAGUCCGCCUUCUACAAACUCCCCCAACCCCGUGACUCUGAACGUGCCAAAAGCUACACUGCAAGGCACCCUGCAGUGACCCCACAAAGCUAUCCGCAAGUGCAAGCUCCAAUUGUGAACAACCCGGCCUUUUGGGAACGUCUUGGAUCCGACAACAUUGGGACCGAUACUUUAUUUUUUGCAUUUUAUUAUCAACAGAAUGCUUAUCAACAAUAUCUGGCUGCAAAAGAAUUAAAGAAACAAUCAUGGAGGUACCAUAAAAAAUACAACACGUGGUUUCAAAGACACGAAGAGCCAAAAUUUGCUACAGAUGAUUAUGAACAAGGGACGUAUGUGUAUUUUGAUUUCCACAUUGGCAAUGAUGAGAUGCAAAACGGAUGGUGUCAAAGAAUCAAGACAGACUUUAAAUUCGAGUACAAUUUUCUUGAAGAUGAGCUGAUUGUGUAAAUAUAGAGGGAUUUGGGAAAUCAAGAUGGCGUUUUCUUUUAUUCUCUUACAUUAUGUUUUUGUUAUGUUGGAAGUUUUGCACUUUUGUGUAAUAUUGCUAUUAUCUCCAUUGGUAAAUUUUAGUAUUAUUGCAUUUCUCUA